AGAGCAAAGAAAAAAUAUAUAUUUUUUUAAGCAGGAAGACAGGAUGGAAAACCAAGAGGGAAAGGAAGAAAGGGAGUGAAACAAACAGACGGGGAGAUUGAGAAGUGGGGGAAACAGGAAGCCAGUGAACAAGGGGUAGGGGGAGAAAGGGAUAGCCUGGAAGGGAGGAAGAGGCAAAACUGAGCAAGGCGGAGAGGGCGCUCGAGGGGAGGAGAAGGGCAUCAAGUGACCCAGAGAGAGGAGUCUGGGGAGUCCAGGAGGGGCAGAGCCGGGGUCCCUAGUGCAGGCCAGGUGGGCCUCUGGAGAAGCAACACCUCAGUUCUCAUGGCGGGCCGGACGGUGAGGGCAGAGACCAGGAGCCGGGCCAAGGAUGACAUCAAGAAGGUGAUGGCAACCAUCGAAAAGGUCCGGAGAUGGGAGAAACGCUGGGUGACAGUGGGAGAUACUUCCCUCCGUAUCUACAAGUGGGUGCCUGUGGUGGACCCACAUGAGGAGGAACGUCGAAGGGUGGGAAGCGGGGCUGAAAGGCCCCGAGUCAGGGAGCGGAGGGGUCGGGGAGCCAGUCCAAGAGGGGGUGGUCCCCUCAUCCUGCUUGACCUCAGUGCAGAUGAGAAUAGCAAUCAGAGCUUCCAUUCAGAGGGCUCCCUGCAAAAGGGCACAGAGCCCAGCCCAGGGGGAACUCCUCAGCCUAGCCGACCAGCCUCACCUGCUGCUCCACCAGAUGGGUCUUCUGAAGAUGCCCAGCCCCCAAGGCUGGGUCAGGAAAGAGAUCCAGGGGGUGUGACUAUGGGUGGGACAGAUGAACCUCCAAUGCUGACCAAGGAAGAGCCUGUGCCCGAGUUAUUGGAGGCUGAGGUUCCUGAAUCUUACCCAGUCUUUGAACCAGUUCCCCCUGUGCCUGAGGCAGCUGUGGGGGAAACUGAAGACUCAGAGGGGGCACCCCCUCUCAAGCGUAUCUGUCCAGAUGCCCCUGAAGGCAGUCCGCUUCCCCCAGAUCCUUGAGCCUAAAAAGCUGAUCCAUAACCUGUUGUGUCCCCCCUGGCUUUUUACAAAUAAAGAACCUUUUGUAGCCAAG
Molecule: messenger RNA, 1075 nt
Organism: Phascolarctos cinereus (koala)
Lineage: Eukaryota; Metazoa; Chordata; Mammalia; Diprotodontia; Phascolarctidae
Gene: BCL7C
Product: BAF chromatin remodeling complex subunit BCL7C
Source: RefSeq, a predicted model, not a curated record